Molecule: messenger RNA, 3901 nt
Organism: Liolophura sinensis
Lineage: Eukaryota; Metazoa; Mollusca; Polyplacophora; Chitonida; Chitonidae
Product: voltage-gated purine nucleotide uniporter SLC17A9-like
Exons: 12
Coding region: 30-1382 (450 amino acids)
Biological process (GO): transmembrane transport; ATP transport
Molecular function (GO): transmembrane transporter activity
Source: RefSeq, a predicted model, not a curated record
AUACAAUGUAAGCUGGGGAGGGAGGCAGAAUGGUGAUCCCCAGCAAAGGGGACGAGGACAGCUCAUUUACUGUUUCUGUCAACGAAGAUGUCGGCAAAACCGUUCGUGGAAAAUUGUGGACCAGACAGGAGAAGAAGCAGUGGUCGAUUGCCUUGUUCAUGGGCUGUAGUGCCCUGUAUGCCUGCCGUACUGUUAUGCCCCUCUGUGUCAUGGCAAUUUCCAAGGACCUGGAAUGGGAUAAAACAGAAUCGGGUACCGUGCUGUCAAGUUUUUUCUGGGGGUACACAUUGACACAGUUUCUGGGAGGCUAUCUGAGUGAUCGCAUCGGGGGCGAUGUUAUUCUGCCCAUAGCCGCUACUUUAUGGAGCCUGUUGACCUUCUGGACCCCAGUCCUGGCCACUCUUGUGUCAGACAAGCACAUGGGCAUCACCAUUCUGGUCAUCUCGCGGGUUAUGCUGGGCAUGUGUCAAGGCUUCCAUUACCCAGGGUUCACUAGUAUGAUAGCGAAAAAAGUCUCAGAGAAAGAACGAUCUUUUACCUACGCAUUUAUAGCUGCAGGCUCCCAUCUUGGCACUUUGAUGUGUGGCAGUCUUGGCUCUUUACUACUAGAACGAUAUGGGUGGGAAAGUGCGUUCUAUGCCUGUGGUAUAGGCGGUUUAGCCUGGAUGCUGUUUGUCAGAUACUACCUUAUAGGGCAGUAUCGUCAGAAGUACAUUCCAGAGCUAGAUAGUAUGGUUGUGGCAGAAAAAAUGGCUGCCAGACCCAAGGAAAAAACCUCUUCAGUUCCAUGGCUGGUAUUAUUUGCUACCCCAGCAUUUUGGUCACUCAUUGUGGGUCACUUCUGUCAAAGUAAUGCAUUUUAUAUUUUAUUAUCCUGGUUACCUUCAUAUUUUCAUGAAAACUACCCAUCAGCUAAGGGCUGGGUUUUUAAUGUUGUUCCAUGGUUAGUGUCUAUACCCUCAUCAAUAUUCAGCGGCUGGUUCGCAGAUCAUCUCAUUUCUAAGGGUUAUAGUGUUACUCUUGUAAGAAAACUGAUGGCGAGUAUAAACCUGGCCGGAGUGGCCUUAUUCCUUAUACUGCUCACCUACACUACCACCUACGCUAGCUCUCUCUUCUGCAUGGCCAUGUGCAUCUGUUGUUCUGGCUUCCACAACAGUGGCAUCGCAGUCAACCCUCAGGAUAUAGCUCCUGGCUCAGCAGGAUCUGUGUUUGGUAUCAUGAACAUGGCUGGGGCAAUUCCAGGUUUUGUGGGUGUGUACAUGGCUGGUCACAUCUUGGAGGCCACCCACAGUUGGAAUGCUGUGUUUAACCAGACAGCCAUGGUGUGCCUGUUUGGAUGGGUUGUCUACAGCUUGUUUGGCACUGCAAAGAAAAUUGUCUGAAGAUCUCAUGAACAGAAAUUGUUAUUCACUUCUACGUCUUGCCACCCUUGUGUUUUGUGGUACGCUCCGACACAGCUGAAAUCUUUGACGUUUAUAAACACAUUCUUCUCUAUGUGUAUGAUAGUGACAAGCCAAGUCUUUAAAAACCUUCUGUUCAUGUUAUUAUUCUGUCUUUAGCAAGGUUCCAUAAACCAGACAACUACAUGCACGUGAUCUGCAUUUAUUGACUGCAAAUGGUUUGUACACACUCAGAAGAUAAAUAGUGACAAAUCUUUGAUGUCUAUUCUUAGCUACAUUUCAACAGACCUUGCUUUGUAAAGGGGGACAACUCUUGAUGAACUAGAGGGCAGAGCAAAGUGAAAACUCACCAUACCGCAUCUCUGUAUACAGUUAGGUACAUUAAGGGUACACACAUGUACAACAGAGAAUUAAUAGCAUUAUCAGAACUACUUCUGCACAGAUCACAUACUAUACACCAUUCUCUUUUGUCUAUGUGAGUACAAAACAAUAUUGUUUUGUAAUUAUACAUGUAAUUUAAUGAAAUGAAAGCUGAUGUUAUCAUUAUAUAGCUGUCAGAUUAUGCUGUCAAAUUUGGUUGUGCUAAAAGUUUUUUUUCUUGUCAGUAUUGAUAUAUGAUACUGUAGCUCUCCUGUGUAUGUGUACUGAUGGAUGGAGAGCUUCAGACAAAAUGCUGCGGAUACUGGGCAGCUCCUGUCCAAUCCAAAAUGAGGCUGUGUGGCAAUAUGAAGGGUUUCUUUUGGAAGAGUUGGUACAUUGUGCACAGCAUGAUAAAUAUUAGCAUGAUAUGGAAGCUGUGGUGAAUUUCUUUAAAUUUUUUACCUUGAAAUUAUGCACAAGAUGAAGGUUUUUUUGUUGAGCAGAUGUCCCUUUCUUUCUUUCUGUAAUGGUUAGCCAAGGAUCUGUGUCUUUACAGCUAAGCAAGCCACCCAAUUUUGUUAUCUGUCGCUCUGUGGUUGUCAGGAGGACUGCAGUUCGGUAUGACAAAACACACAGCUCAUAUUCAUCUAUCCAGUAACUUAUUAGAUUUGAAUCAAGCUUUCACUGGUGUGAAGUUUUAUGUCAGGAGCAUGGCGUAAUGACCUAGGAGACUCACACCAGUGCGGAAGCUGUGAGUGUAAAUCCAUCUCAUGUUGGCCUCCUCUUCGGCCGUAUGUGGGAAGAUCAGCCAGCAGCCUGCAGAUGGUCGUGGGUUACCCCUGGGAUCUGCCCUGUUUCCUCUCACCAUAAUGCUUGUUGUCAUAUCAGUGAAAUAUUCUUGAGUACGGAGUAAAACGCCAAUCAAAUAAAUAAAUCGUCAUAAUGCUGGCCCCCAUCGUAUAAGUGAAAUAUUCUUGACUUUGGAAUAAAACACCAAUGAAAUAAAUAAAUAAAUAAAGUAAGCCAGGAGAUUUAUCAGGUAUCUGGCAAAUGGGAGUGAAUUACAUUGGGCAUUCUGAACUCCUCUCACAAAGCAGAAAGAUUUCACUGGGGACAAAUGUCUGGGAAUAAUAUUAAGCACCAGUCAAACAAACGUGUUCACACCUGUCAGAUAAAUGCAUGUAUCGAAUGUGGGAUCAUGUCAGAAAUCUUAAAAGAAAGAAUGUUUUUUUCUUCAGUGGACUAGUUCAGGUGUUAAUGUACUUUAUUUUUAAUGAGAUGUAUUGACAUCAUAGAAAUUCAGACAUUCACAGGUGCACACAUAUUUUUUAUAUUAUAUGGAUGAGAAAACUGCGUGCUUAUUGUCUACCAAAACACUCUUGAUUGUAUAGAUUGCACUUCAACCUACAAUGUAGUAAUGAUAUGUACCUCACUGAUUGUUUAGAUCAUUUCAGCAAAUGUCGCAAUUGAUUUUACUGUAUUUCAUUUUGUUCCAACCAGAUUGCAUUUAAAAAAAAAAAAAAAUUCAAUUGUCUGUAUGCUUUAAUUCUGUUCCAUGCUUAAGUUACACCUCUUCAUCCAGUUGAGUGGAUUGGUUUUUUUUUUAAUUCUGUUGAACUAAAUGAGGUAAGAAGAAUUUUGGUACAUGUUUUUAUGUGUACACUACUGGAGUUUAUUGGGUGUGACAGGAAAUUUUGAACAUGACAAUUAAAAAGAUGUUUUGAAAUUUGUUUGGAAGAUAUGAUGAUAUCCUGUUGAGGAAGAUGUGAACCAAGACUAAUAAUUUGUGCCUACAAGUGAGCAUUUUUGCAGGCAGAUCUACCGAAAUAUUACAUUUGGUGUUGACACAUAUGCUGUUUCCAGUAGGAUAUCAUCCUACCUACCAAAACAAACCUCAAAAGAGCUCAAAUCAGCUGACAUGACUGAACAAGCUCUCAAAGUCAUGGCUAUACAUGGAGUGGUACAGCAGAUGCAUGCAGUUUAUUUAUGGUAAUUUAUACAUUUAUUGUUGUCUCAUCCUUCUCUGUUGCAGAUUUAUGUGUACAUUUAGAAAUAUAUGUACAUGAUAAGAGUUGCAAUGUAGUAGAAUAAUGUGGGUAUUUUGAUCUGUAUUGCUCUUGUGACAGUGCACAGAUUUUGUU